This is a messenger RNA of Cornus florida, 1722 nucleotides long. Its product is annotated as beta-glucosidase 12-like. The transcript is spliced from 13 exons. Gene Ontology annotation, molecular function: beta-glucosidase activity. The record is from RefSeq and is a predicted model, not a curated record. Gene Ontology annotation, biological process: carbohydrate metabolic process. NCBI's taxonomy places the organism in Eukaryota, Viridiplantae, Streptophyta, Magnoliopsida, Cornales, Cornaceae. The coding region runs from base 21 to 1556 and encodes 511 amino acids.
AAUGAGCAUCAAACCUAGCAAUGGCUAGCAGAGGUUUCUUCCUUUUAAAUCUCUUUUUCCUUCUUCUUUCCUUCCAUCGAUGUGCCGGUAGUGUAAAACCGAAACACAUCUCAGCUCCGUUUAACCGGAGUACUUUUCCGGCUUCUUUCGUAUUCGGUGCUGCAACAGCAGCCUACCAAAUUGAAGGAGCAGCAUAUAAAGGAGGCAAGGGUGCUAGUAUAUGGGAUACUUUCGCUAAGCAACAUCCUGAAAAAAUUUGGGAUCACUCUACCGGAGAUGUAGCCAUUGAUUUUUAUCAUCGUUAUAAGGAGGACAUACAUUUUCUGAAGGAUCUUGGUAUGGAUGCUAUGAGAUUGUCCAUCUCUUGGCCCAGAAUAUUACCACGUGGGAAGGUUAGUAGAGGAAUUAAUCAAGAAGGUAUCAAAUUCUAUAACAGUGUCUUCGACGAACUCGAAUCCAAAGGUUUAAAGCCAUUUGUUACUCUUUUGCAUUGGGAUAUACCACAAGCCCUAGAAGAUGAAUAUGGUGGAAUGUUGCACACUAACAUCGUAAAUGAUUUUCGAGACUACGUGGAUAUUUGCUUCAAAGAAUUUGGUGAUCGAGUGAAGUAUUGGAUCACUAUGAAUGAACCAAUAUCCUUUAGCACAAAUGGGUACACAAUCGGGACACAAGCGCCCGGUCGAUGUUCUAGCUAUGCCGGAAAUUGCACGGCCGGAAAUUCUGCGACGGAACCAUACAUUGUAGCUCACAAUCAACUUCUUGCUCAUGCAGCUGCUGUGAAAUUGUAUAGGGAAAAAUACAAGAAAGAUCAAAAUGGAGAAAUUGGGAUCACGUUAGCAUCCCACUGGAUCGUGCCAAAAGUCAAAACAGUAGCAGGUAUCAAGGCCGCUUAUAGAGGCCUUGAUUUCAUGUUAGGAUGGUUUCUGCAUCCACUCACAUAUGGUGAUUAUCCACCGAGCAUGAGAGCUAUCGUGGGGCAUAGACUUCCCAAAUUCUCUCCCGCACAAUCAAAGAUGGUAGCAGGGUCAAUGGAUUUCUUAGGCAUGAAUUAUUAUACUUCACAGUAUGCAUCUAUUUCUGUCUCUGUCAAUAAUGUCAACCUCAGCUACUCAACUGAUAGUCAUGUCGAGCUUACUACGGAAAAAGACGGAGUUCCUAUUGGUCAAACGACUGCAUUGGAUUGGCUCUGUGUUUGUCCCAAGGGAAUCAGACUUCUUAUGCUCUACAUCAUGAAAAAGUACAAGAAUCCACCUAUUUUCAUCACUGAGAAUGGAAUGGCUGAUCAAGAUAAUAGUACAUUGACAUUACAAGAGGCCCUCAAGGACAAUUUACGGAUUAUAUACAUGCAAGGACAUCUAUGGAAUCUCCAAAAAGCUAUUGAGGAAGGAGCAAAUGUGAAGGGACACUUUGUGUGGUCAUUUAUGGACGACUUCGAAUGGGAUGCGGGUUACACGGUUCGGUUUGGCUUGGCUUUUGUAGAUUACAAAAAUGGUUUGAAGAGAUAUCCUAAGCACUCUGCUUACUGGUACAAGAAGUUCCUCCUCAAAGCAAAGUAACAACUAGUUCUUAGUUUCUGUUGAGCUGGAGUGUACUAUGAAGUUGAAUAAGGAGAGUUUCUUCAACUAGUUUUUUUUUUUUUUUUUUUCGGAGGAAUUUUAGUGUGUGCCUUUUGUUUAGAGAGUCCCGAGUUUUCAUCUUAAUAAAAACAGAGGUUUUUAAUUA